AUCCAGGAGUUGCACACGAAGUACGGCAGUCUUAAAAACAAAUCAAAGAUGAAUGAACUCUAGCUUUACUACAGACAGAAUAUCACUUAUUAUCGAUUAUUUAAGAUUUUCCAAAGACUUCAAUUUUAACAAGACUGUUAGUGAUGUGGUCACCGGAAACGUGACCAUACGUCACGCGCUAUCAUGAUACGUGCGAGGUAUUCCAUAAACCUAUCGUCGCGUCUCAAAUAGUCUCGCUCACAGCAAGGCGGCGCUUACUAUAGGAUGGCGUGAGCGAUCAGUUGCCCCCCCCCCCCCUUCCCUAGAAAGCCGUAAAUUUAAAAAUACAGAUACAAGCUAAUUUAAAUUACUAAGAUGCUAACAAUUCCUGAAGACCCACAUUGGUAACUGAAAAGAACGCCGAAACUGAUAAUACGGUCAGCAUAAUAAAGAUAAGUGUAAUAAAAGUAUUUUUAAUAUUAUCCCCCUUCGUCUUCGGCCUACAACCCCCAUCUCCCAGAUCGUUGGCGACGAAUCUCAUGGCCUUUUAGUAUUAAUAUGCUCUAAACAUUUUGAUAUCCGAUUUCUUUCAUCCAUAAUGUAGUUUUCACGCCAGUGGAAUUCUACGAUGAUAUAAACAUUGUCUCACAAUAAGUCGUUAAAAGGCACAUUUUUAGAGUCAUAUGUCCUGUCAGAUCUUGUUACAAGAAUUCUGGGUAACGAGUGUCGUCUAGCCGUUAGCGAUAAGAUUGCACUUUGCAACAUGAAUAACAAGACCUUUGCCUUACGAAAGCUUAUUGAAAACAAUCAGUACGACAUUAGUCGCGUUAAAGUAUGGUCGCUUAUUUUAUUCCUUUAAUGACAUUAAUUAAUCGUAAGAAUUUGUAUUAAGUAAACUACAUCAGAAAUUGCGUGAUUUAUACAGGCUUUCAAUAUGAACGAUAAAUCUCUUCUUAAAGGUACCGUUGCUAUUAUGGAGCGAUUUAAUUUUAAUAAACCAGUGCAUGUCGAGAUCAUUUACGAAGAUGAUGAUGAGGGUGAUACAACAGAAGAGAUAGAUGUUGUUAAUUUAAGUGACCAUGAACAAACACUAAACUCUUCGUCAAUGGAAGAUUCUCACGAAACUGAAGCUUCAAAUACAUUUAGAAUUCCCUUAAACAAUAACGAAGAUGACAUAUUACAAAUAGUGUCCCAAAAUAUGUCGUCGAUUGUUGACGCUUACCUCAAUUACUCUUAUCAGUAUCACAAAGUCAACAGUCAGGAGGCAAACCAUUUGAAAUCAAUUUAUUUAAAAACAAAGAUUUUCUUAUUUCAACAAUCAUUUCCAAUGUCUCUUCUUCUGUUGCGGCCGGAACAUCGAAAUGAACAGUUUGUUCAAAAUUUCUUGAAGCAAGUAAUUAAUAAAACAAGAGUUAAACCAAAUAAUAUUACGAGUGACAUACUAAGAUUGAUUUAUAAUGAUUUAAUUCAAUGGACUGAGAUAAAAAUGGGAAGAAAAACGUUUGUACCUCAAGAGAGAUACAAAUCACAUGAACGUUUACUUUUUGAAUCUCCUCAUGAUUUAAAUAACAAUAGUCAAUCAUAUAAUGAACAGAGGUUAAAGGACAACGAUGAUUCAGAAUUAAGUACACACAAUGAAGAAACAUUAAAUCCCGGUAUUUCAUUUAGUUUUAAUAGUAUAAGAAAUUUAAUAUCUCAAACUGAUGUACACAAUCCAAGUCGGAGUACAAAUGCUAAUUCUCAAAUUAAUCAUGCAAGUUCAAAUAAUAAUCUACAUAAUGGACCUGUUGUAAUAGAAAAUAAUAAUUCAUCAUCUGCGCUUACCCAAUUGAUAGAUUUAACAAACAAUAACCAAGAAAAUAUACAAAUUAAUCACAAUAAUAUACAAAACAUUAACAAUAACAAGAUUGCAGGUAAAACAAAAUCUGACAUUUACUUGCAAAAAUCUCAAAAUUCAGUUCCAAAAGACUCACAAAGUGUUGAAAAUCUAUCACCAGAAGAAACGCUUUCAUCGACACAUUUUUUUGCUCUUAUUUCACACGAAGUUCUAAAUUCCGAAGUUUCGGAAAUGCCACACCGAUUAUGCCACGUUUGCGGCAAAGAAACAAAACUGAUCUGCGUAGCAUGCUACAAAACCUACUAUUGCAGUGGUAAUUGCCAGAGUGCUGAUUGGGAGUCGCAUAAAUCGACAUGUUUUUAAACAAGCAAAUAAAUAAAGGAUUAUGACAUUGUUGUUUGUGAUAAAUUG
Messenger RNA from Papilio polytes (common Mormon), 2227 nucleotides. RefSeq names its product probable serine/threonine-protein kinase DDB_G0283337. NCBI's taxonomy places the organism in Eukaryota, Metazoa, Arthropoda, Insecta, Lepidoptera, Papilionidae. The transcript has 5 exons. Bases 914 to 2179 code for a protein of 421 amino acids. The record is from RefSeq and is a predicted model, not a curated record.